This is a messenger RNA of Darwinula stevensoni, 1074 nucleotides long. The record is from the annotation of a GenBank genome assembly. NCBI's taxonomy places the organism in Eukaryota, Metazoa, Arthropoda, Ostracoda, Podocopida, Darwinulidae.
AUGGAUCUCCGUCUAAUAGGAGGGGAGAGGAUCAUCCGAGGAUUCCUGAGUGCCAUAGGAUUUGGGGUGGCAUCAUCCGGAUGGAAUCCUUGGGUUCGACUCUACAGCGGGUUCGUCACCGUCCUUCAGCUCGCCAUUAUUCUGCGGACCUUCCGUUUGAUAAUUGAGCAAUUAUUAUAUGGCCUCUCGGAUUUCUACCUCUCCAUUUUCAUCUACGUCGAUCUCCUGACUCAAGUUUUCAUUUUCAUUCUUUCCCUGGGUGACCUCCGCUUGCAACGCAGAAUCACUUCUUUGCUGGAAGAUGCUCGAGGCAUUCAAGCAUUUGCCUCAUCUGUGAAAAUAACGACAUUGAAUCGACGUCAACACCUUUUCGCCGUUGGUGUAGUGAUCGUCUUUGUCAUCGUCAGCAUCCUAUUUGCCGUAUUUGAACAUUUCUCCGAGAAAUCUCAGAAUUCGGGUUGGUCAGCAAUAUAUGAUGCCGUGCUCCUCAUGAUUUCCAUGAGAUUCAUGGUAGCACCCACUCUACUACUCAUUUUCCUAUUACAAUUCGCGGCAGAAAAGUUCACAGAGAUUAACAGAGGGUUCCAGGAUUCCGACACACCCGAUAUAGUCCCUCUGAUGAAGCUCCACUUCAAGUUGGCAGAGUUCGUCGACGGACUCUCGGAGGCUUUCAACGUCUAUUUAGUCGUUUUGACUGCGUUUUGUUUCAUGUUCUUCACCUCGAACUUCCUGGUGGUGAUCUUUGGUGGAAUUAUCAUCGCCCUCCGAGCAUGCGGAUUUCAGACCGCCCUCGCCUUAAGCCUUCUCUAUGCAGUGGUUUCGUGGGGACAAAGCGUGAGCAACAGGGCGAAUAUGUCCACCAAACUCGCAAGGCGGUUGGAAAUGGAUGACCUUGACGGACGCUCGAGGAAACAACUUCAAUUGUUCCUUUCGUCUCUUGCCUGUUCGCCCGUGAAGCUGUCCGCUUGCGACUUCUUCACCAUUGACAAGCGAAUGUUUCUCUCGGUGUUUGCAGCGGUGUUAGCUUACAUCAUCUUAUUCAUCCAGUUUGUCACUCCUGGUAACAUUUCUUAA